This is a messenger RNA of Drosophila subpulchrella, 869 nucleotides long. RefSeq names its product protein UXT homolog (gene Uxt). The record is from RefSeq and is a predicted model, not a curated record. NCBI's taxonomy places the organism in Eukaryota, Metazoa, Arthropoda, Insecta, Diptera, Drosophilidae. The transcript has 3 exons. Bases 90 to 569 code for a protein of 159 amino acids.
UAUUCCAAAGAGAAGAAAAAGAGCACGAAGUAAACAAAAGAAUUAAAGUACUAAGUUUUUCUAAUUUCUUAAUUUUUACCACUCUUACAAUGCAAAUAAAACCAAAAACCAGCUCAGAAGCCCAGCGGAUGCAGGAGCAGAAUGCAAAUCAGACGCAAAUCACGCGGAUUGAGGAGUUCAUCAACGAAGUGCUGAAGGAGGAUCUCCGGCAGCUGGAGAAGUGUAUCGGCCAGUUCAACGAGGAGAUCAUGGAGUACGUCCAGCUGAAGAACACCCUCCAGACCUUCGACACCCAUUUGCCCGAGGGCUACAAGACGCAGGUGAACAUCGGCAGCAACAUAUUUAUGCAGGCACGCGUCCGCAAAAUGGACAGCAUUCUGGUCAAUGUGGGCAAGGAUGUCUACCUGGAGAUGUCCAUUCCGGAGGCGGAACGCUUUAGCGACACCCGCGUCAAGAUCCUCACCAAGCAAUCAGACGUCCUGCGAGAGGAGAGCGUCAAGAAAAGGGCCCAAAUCAAAAUGGCCCUGAUAGCAAUAAGCGAAAGAGCCAAACUCAUUCAGGAUGUUUAGAAGAUAUGGGAUAUUCUGAUUCUACAGAAUUAGAAUUAAGGAUAUCUCACCUGCUGAUGGAGCUGGGCUAUGCACUGAUCCUUGAGGAGCAGCUUCUGCCUGGCCGUGAUGAUCACUUCAUCCAGGGCGCUGAUCUGUGACUUCAGGUGGCAGAGCUCGUCGUGCUUGGCGGCCAUCUCGCUGACCAGAGACUUCAUGCACUCGGCCAUCUGCAACAGAAUACAACUCCAAUGAAAACCAGGCUCAACAGGCUUAACAAACAAAAUAUAAUAUUUUAUUAAACAGAAAUAGAUCAACGAA